AUGGCUUCCGUCGUCGAAGACCGUGCCAGGAGCGAUGCACUUGUCGACCACAGCUCGCUCCCGGCCGUGCUCAAGUACAUCUUGCUCAUCAUUUUCUGCUUUGCUCAGUUCCUCGAUGCGUUCAACAAUUCCUCUCUUUUUGCGGCCAUUCCACCCAUAUCUGUCGACCUGCACAUUGUCAAUAGCACAUCUGUUUGGCUCAUCAGUGCAUAUCAACUCACGUUCGCAGCCCUUUUACUCAGUAGUGGCCGCUUAAGUGACUUAUAUGAUCCUAAAUAUGUCUUUGUCGCUGGAAUGCUACUCAUGUCAUUCUGCGCCCUCGGUGCUGGGUUCGUACGUGUUGAGGUCCCGCUUAUUGUUCUUCGUGCCCUCAUGGGAGUUGGUGCGGCACUCAAUAUACCUUCUGCAAUGGCUCUCAUUAUCCGACUCUUCCCGAAUCCUGCUGCACACUUUGUUCUAGCGAUACUCUCAUUUGUCUUACUUCCGUCCACGAGUUACUCACCUUCACCGUCACUUGUUGGACAAGCUCGCCAAUAUAGUCGUUUGAAGCGCCUUGAUCUGAUUGGUGUAUCCCUACUGACUGCUGCGCUCGUUUUAUUCAUCUUCGCCGUCACGUCUGGAUCAAUUGAUGGCUGGGGAUCAGCCAGGGUCAUAGCUCCUCUUGUUCUUUCUGUCUUCCUAGCAGUCAUUUUUUUCCUCUGGGAGCUGUAUUUACCGGAAUCGCUUGCUGCGGUGCCUCCAUCGAUGUGGAAGUAUCGGAACUUCACUAUAUUGAUCGCUGUGGGGUUGCAGCCCUUCAUGUGGUGGGCAGCUGUGCAGCUCCUGUUUUCGUGGUACUAUCAAGAAGUUUUUGAGUGGUCCACAAUAAACACUGCGGUGCAUUUCCUUCCAUUGGGACUUGUGUCGUUUCCCACCAUGGGCCUAGCGUCCGUUCUUCAGCAGAAGUUCUCGUUGAAAUGGGUGAUCUUAUGUGGAGAAAUCAUCGUCCUUGCUGGGACUGUCCUGUUCCCGUUUGCAGACUCCAAGGAGCAUUAUUGGCGGUUUGCGUUUCCAGGAUUCUGCCUUGGCACAGCGGGUAUGACAAUGGUAUUUGCAACAACUAACAUUGCGCUUUUUGCCAUCACUCCUCCUGAGGUGGCAGGCAUAGUCGGUGCCGUCUUUACCUGCGCACUUCAAUUAGGUUCUGCUGCUGGAGCAGCGAUCGUCACUUCCAUUCAGACCAGCGUUCAGGAAAGUCAUGGCGGUUCCAAUGGAUUUCAGGGGAGGUCGGCUGGUUUUUGGUUUUUGUUCGCCUUCACUGCCGUCGAGACGCUCGGUGUACUCUUUUUUAUGCGAAACACUGUUCCUCCCGUUGUGCAACAGAUGGAGAAGGAGAGACAGAUUGAGGCGGUGGGAACUGUGUCUUGA
Molecule: messenger RNA, 1407 nt
Organism: Heterobasidion irregulare TC 32-1
Lineage: Eukaryota; Fungi; Basidiomycota; Agaricomycetes; Russulales; Bondarzewiaceae
Product: major facilitator superfamily
Exons: 9
Coding region: 1-1407 (468 amino acids)
Biological process (GO): transmembrane transport
Cellular component (GO): membrane
Molecular function (GO): transmembrane transporter activity
Source: RefSeq, a predicted model, not a curated record